AUGAUAGAUCACGUUCUUGGGAGGCCAUCAACCAGGUCCCGCAAGGUACAAGUACUGGGCGUAUUUUUAUUUUGGUCGUACUACCUCUUCAGGGGAAACAAACAUGGUCCGCCCGUCAUCCGGAAGAUAUCAUCUCGUCUAUCUCAGAAGUUGAGUGUUUGGCAGACGACAGUCGUUGUCGUUCUCUGGCUCUAUUUCGCUCGGAAUUUCGCCAAAAUCGUAGGCCUCGAGAGCCCCGAACCUUUAGCGAACCUCUACUCCCGGCCCUACUUUCGCGCGACAUGGAUUACAACAGCGCUGGAUGCUGGCUUUUGGACUGCGAUGAAAGUGCGGCCAAAGUGGCUUCGAGACAUUGCGUCUUUGGUUUCAACGGUCUAUUACCUUUUUGCGGCCGAACAGGCUGAUGAUAAGGUCCGCCGUGUACGAGCAACAUUGACGGUGGAGCAUCUGCGGGUAUCAUGGAAUAAAGGAACUACACCUUAUCUCUGGGCACUUGCGAGUCUGGUACGUCCAAGGCUUACCAGAUACUUGCCCCGUGCUAUACGCAUACCUCGGCCGCGGCAAUCAAUCUACACUGAGCCGACAAGUGCGUGGUUGUACUUUGAUGGUCCGCUGAGCGCACUGAAGGAACAAACUUGCAUCGUCCUCGAUAUUCCUGGAGGCGGAUUUGUUUCCAUGACACCGCGGCACUCUGAAGAUCGAUUACUUGCGUGGGCUGGAAAGACCAAGCUCCCGAUUCUGAGUCUGAACUAUAAGAAAGCGCCAGAGUACCCGUAUCCGUACGCGUUAAAUGAAUGCUAUGAUGUCUAUCAUUCGAUAAUCACCACGCGUGGUCGUUGCUUAGGGCUAAGUGGGGAUGCGCCGCCUCGCAUCAUACUUACUGGUGACAGCGCUGGCGCCAAUCUUGCUAUUGGAACUACUCUAAUGGUGCUCCAAUCUGGUGAUCGAGGAGCAUCCCUUGGGCAAGGGAAAAGCUCUCUUCCAGGGCCAGAUGGAUUGGUACUUGCUUAUCCGGCGCUGAAUAUGAAGAUCGAGAGCUGGAUGACCGAAGAACAAAUGGCCCUGAUUCAAGAAAAAAGUACAAAUCGGAGCGUCGUGCACAGAAAGGACAUGGACUACAAGAGAUUGACGCCGUUUGCCUCUCCAGGCGCUUCGUCCGACGAUCUUCGACAGAAUUCCUACCUUUCUGAGCCAGACCUAGAGACAGGGACUCUGGUGGAAGAGACCGCGGGGCUGGCUUUAGAAAGGAAUGAGGAAGAUCUGGAUGAACAGACUGCUUAUCUUGCCAAUAAUCCACCAGAGAAAAUCCAAACCAGGCUCGCCGUAUCAUCGAUGAUUUCAUAUGUAAACGACAGGAUUCUGUCGCCAGAAAUGAUGAGAGCCAUGGUCAUCCUUUACGUCGGACCUUACAACCGUCCAGACUUCAACACAGACUAUUUACUGUCCCCGAUUCUUGCCCCUGAAGCGCUUCUCGCGCAAUUCCCCAAGACAUGCAUCCUCACAGGCGAGCGGGAUCCAUUGGUCGACGACACGGUAGUCUUUGCAGGACGGCUAAGGCAGGCCAAGUUGCGCCGAUUCCAGGAGCGGCAGGAGUUAGGCCUCGAGAAGUCGCACCGCACAUUCAAUGAGAAAGACCAUGUAGAGGUCUCGCUGAUCCCCGGUAUCUCUCACGGCUUCAUGCAGAUGGCUAGCUUCUUCCCUGACAGCUGGAAGCAUAUCAACCGGUGUGCAUCUUGGAUUCAGACGCUGGUCGAGAUGGCCGAUCUCAAGAAGUCACCUUCUGGUCUCAGCAAUAACACACUCUCCCACAAUCAUAUCUCAAAGACCGAUGUCGACCAUGCUCUUCUCCGUUACCACAAGCGCACACUGACCGGCGAGUCCUCCGCAGACGAAGACAAGCCGCUCGAAAUGAGCAUAGGCAAAAUGACCCCACUAACUCCUGCGGUGCGUAUUGGCAGCAACCCAGACCACAAUCACGAACAUGUCCCAAGUCCGGUAGUUGAGACGGAGACGGAGACGGAGACGGAAACCGAGCAACUACCAUCAAGUCGCGUCAGCCCUACCACCAGCACUAAGCCGGAUGAUCAAAAGAAACCUGGCGGGAGUAGGUUUCGAGGCCGACCCACACGAUCUAGGGGACUGGGCAGACGGCGACCAUUGGCACCAUACAAGAUUGACAUAACCCCCGAAUGGGCAUCCGAUCCUGUGAGUCCGACACGGCCACGAGAUUCCAGCUUGGCCAGUUUGCCGAGCGAGGAGGAUCUGUUACGUCGCCGGAUGUCCGGACUGGCAGGUGGGCUGAUGGGGAUUGGUGAGGGAGCGAGGACGCCGUGA
Messenger RNA from Aspergillus mulundensis, 2334 nucleotides. Its product is annotated as putative lipase. The record is from RefSeq and is a predicted model, not a curated record. Gene Ontology annotation, molecular function: sterol ester esterase activity; triacylglycerol lipase activity. Gene Ontology annotation, cellular component: cytosol. Lineage: Eukaryota; Fungi; Ascomycota; Eurotiomycetes; Eurotiales; Aspergillaceae. Gene Ontology annotation, biological process: triglyceride catabolic process. The transcript is spliced from 3 exons. The coding region runs from base 1 to 2334 and encodes 777 amino acids.